AUGAAAGCAAUAUCUUCACAAUGCAAGACAUGGUUAUGGCUUCGAAAGAUUUCUACAUUGACUUUGGGAACUAAUAUAGUUCCAUUCACCAUCUUGCUUUGCACUUCCAUGAAGAAAAUAGAGUUGAAGGUUGGCAUUUACUGCCAUAAAUGCAAAACAGAGGUGUUGAAGAUCAAGUAUCAGUGGAUGCUGAAAAAGGAGACACUAACUGUAAUUGGAAAUGUUGAUCCAGUUUGUGUGACAACCCAAGUGAGAAGAAAGACUGGAAAAGUAGUAGAACUAAUCAGUGUUGGUCCACCAAAGCCUCCUGACCCAAAACCUCAACCUUGCAAACCUCCUAUAUGUCUCCUCCUUGUUGUAAGGAAUGCGAGCUUGUAG
This is a messenger RNA of Camellia sinensis, 378 nucleotides long. Lineage: Eukaryota; Viridiplantae; Streptophyta; Magnoliopsida; Ericales; Theaceae. The record is from RefSeq and is a predicted model, not a curated record.